AUGAAGUUUUCUGUUCCCUCAAAUAUAAUAUUUCUCUUGUUUUGUUUUUUACUGCUAGAUAUUCUUGAUGAAAUUCUACUAGUCUUAUAUUCAACAAUUGCCGAAGUUGUAAAUGACAUGAAUAAUCACACAUUGUCAACUCACUAUGGGAUCACACCGAAUGAAGCAAACAUGUCUUUUCUAACUUCAAUGGUAUCUGUUCUAAUGACUUUUGGAACAGUACUCUCAUUAUUUUUUGUUAUUCCGUUAGCAGAAUCUAAGGGAAGAAAAUUUGCAACAGUGCAUUGCAGAAUUUUCUUAUUAAUAAUAGCAGCGUUAUUUCUGAUUUUUUCAUCAUUUUUCACUUCUUCUGAGUUAUUUCUUCUUGCUGAAAUAUUCAUCGGUAUAGAGCAUCCGUUGAGAACGUAUACCACAAUUAUGUUUGUAACCGAGUGUGCGCCAGACAAAAAUCGAGGAUUUGCAAGUACAGCACUGAUUUUUGCACAAGUGGUUGGGAGAAUGUUAUUGUAUUCCUUGGGCUCUCCAGGAAUUUUCGGUACAACUGGGUUGUGGUUCAUUUUUCCAGUUUUUGUGGCUGUAUGCUCAGCUCUAAUGCUCAUUAUCACUUCUAAGUUACCAGACUCCCCUAAAUGGUUGGUUUGCCAGAAUAGAGUUGAAGAAGCUAAAAGAGCGAUAAAUUAUUAUCAUGGUCCGGAAACUGAUACUGGUACAGAUAAAUCCUCGAAUCUUUUUUAUUUUGUAUUUAAGUUUUCAGACCAAGCUUUAAGUUCUUUAAUCAAAGAAAAAAACCUGACCACCGAAACCAAGUUGUCUUUCAAACAAGUAAUAGGAGAUGAAACUAUGAGAGAAGCACUUAAUGUUAUCUUUGCGAUUACAUUCUUCUUCCUGCUCGACGGAACAAGUAGUCAAUCAGUUUAUACAGUCGUCUUACAUAAAAAUGCGGGUUUCUCAGUUCAGGAGACAAUGAACAUUAGCCUGAUUUUGGUUAUUGUGUUUUUCCCUACUAAGUUUAUUGGAACAUACAUAAUUGAUGCACUGGGAAGGAGACCAGUUAUGCUACUAGGUGGAAUAAUUUGUUUCUCUAAAUCAGUUCUGAUGAUUGCGACCCAACUUGUGAUUCACUUUGCUGGAGAGAGUUUGCUGACAAAAAUGAUGUACGUUGCCGUCGAGAGUUUGACUGCAGCAAUACCUGCGACUGGAGUCAAUACUCUACAUGUACUAUUUAUAUCUGAAUUGUUUCCCCCAUCUGCACGAACAUCCGUAGCACAGGUUUUGCUAAUAACUGCAAUUGUCAUUGAUUCUCCACUACUCUCACUAUUCCCAUUUGUGUAUUCUAUUUUCCCACCGGGAUUUUUUGCGCCAUUUGCAAUAUCUCAAUUUUUCUUCGGAAUUUAUCUGUACAGACAUAUGCCAGAAACAAGUGGACGAGCUGUGUAUGACAUUAUUGAUUCAAUGGAGCAAGUUGUUUUCUCAUGGGUGAAUCGAAAUUCAGAAAUUAUUGUUAACUCAGUUUUCCAGAGUCAAACAUUGGCUGACGAGAAAGUUCCGUUACUCAGAGAUCGGGCAAGUACACUACUGGCGACCAAAAGGAAUAGCAUACUCAACACUUCUCGAGCACGGGUACAAGCAAAUUCUGAUAAUUCAAAGUUCAUAUCGGUUUUCAGUCUUCUACGUACGAUCAAGAAUUAA
This is a messenger RNA of Caenorhabditis briggsae, 1689 nucleotides long. Gene Ontology annotation, molecular function: hexose transmembrane transporter activity. Gene Ontology annotation, cellular component: membrane. The record is from RefSeq and is a predicted model, not a curated record. The transcript has 12 exons. NCBI's taxonomy places the organism in Eukaryota, Metazoa, Nematoda, Chromadorea, Rhabditida, Rhabditidae. Bases 1 to 1689 code for a protein of 562 amino acids. Gene Ontology annotation, biological process: monosaccharide transmembrane transport.